Messenger RNA from Octopus sinensis (East Asian common octopus), 1205 nucleotides. RefSeq names its product carbonyl reductase [NADPH] 1. Gene Ontology annotation, molecular function: carbonyl reductase (NADPH) activity. Bases 246 to 1070 code for a protein of 274 amino acids. The transcript has 8 exons. Lineage: Eukaryota; Metazoa; Mollusca; Cephalopoda; Octopoda; Octopodidae. The record is from RefSeq and is a predicted model, not a curated record.
UCACGAAUACAUUUGGUGUACUUAAUCAAUAUUUAAAAUAAUAUUAAGAAAAUUAACAAGAACAUUUGCGUCCGUACUCUGGUGCCCUUGACCCAUUCAAGACAAGACUGGCGAAACUUUGUUAUCAGCAAAGCAAGCCAUAAACGAGGCCACAACCGUAAACUGAGUAGUAACUAGGUUUAUAUUAAUUCAGCAUUAACUAAACUAGAUCGACGCAAGAUACAACAUUGUUUAAAGCACUGAGAAUGGUAAAAGUAGCGGUGGUAACAGGAAGUAACAAAGGGAUUGGUUUUGCCAUUGUCAGAGCUCUGUGUAAAAAGUUUGAAGGAGAUGUGAUAGCAACAGCUCGUGAUGUUGGACGUGGGGAAGCAGCUAUUGCAGAACUUGGCAAGGAAGGAUGUCAGGCCAAAUUCCAUCAACUUGACAUCACAGACACUAAAAGUAUUUCUGCUUUUGCAAACUAUUUGAAAGAAACCUAUGGAGGCCUUGAUAUCCUUGUCAACAAUGCUGGUAUAGCUUAUAAGCAAGCAUCAACAGCUCCUUUCAGUGAACAAGCAGAAGUGACAUUGAGAUGUAACUUCACUGGAACUUUGGAUGUUUGUCGACAAAUUUUUCCACUCUUGCAUCCUCAUGCCAGAGUGGUUAAUGUUUCCAGUAUGUCCUCCGUAAGAGCACUUAAUAAAUGUUCAACAGAUCUGAGAGAGAAAUUCAUUGAUAAAAAUUUAACUAUACCUCAGCUGGAAAAUUUGAUGGCUCAGUUUGUAACUGAUGUGAAAAAUGGUGACCAUGAAGCAAAAGGUUGGCCUUCAACAGCAUAUGGUGUCUCUAAGUUGGGAAAAACUGCUAUGACCAUAAUUCAACAGAAAGUUCUUGAUAGUGAAGGAAAAGAAGAUAUUGUUGUUAAUGCGUGCUGUCCUGGUUAUGUUGACACUGAUAUGUCAAGUCACAAAGGCCCUAAAACUAUAGAUGAAGGUGCUGACACUCCAGUCUAUCUUGCAUUACUGCCUCCAAACGUUAAAGAACCACGUGGUAAUUUUGUAUCAGAACGUCAAAUUCAUAAAUGGAUAUAAAUAUGACAUACAUAAAUGGAUGAUAAAUAUUUUUUUUAAUUGUAACUACAAAACUAUUAUUGUCUUUGAAUGAGAUAAACAAAUGAAGGUUUAAUUAUCUGUUGUUACUAAAUAAAUAAUUUCACUAUAAUUGAA